AUGCCACCACGUACGGGCACUGUGGUUGGUAUACUUGGCGUCCUUUUGGGCGUCAUUGUAGCCGUUCAACUCGCUUUCAACUUCCAUGGAACCAGUCGGGCCAGCCAAUUCAGUCGUUCAGUACCCCUUCAGUCAACCCGUGCUGAUAAGCCAGCCACUGAGGAUGACAUAUUCAACGUUGGUGUAGGAAAGGCUGAUGUUACUGGACCGGUUGUAGAGAUCACGUUUAUGGGAUUUGCCGAUUCCGAGCAAAAGGGAACUGGUCUUCGUCAGCGCCUCUACUCUCGCGCCUUCAUCAUCGAGAACCCCAACAAGGCUGAUGAUACCUUUAUCUACCUCGUUACCGACCUCGCUGCUGGCGAUACAGCUGUGAGAGAUGGUGUCCUCAAGGGGCUUGCUGCCAUGGGGCCAGAGUAUUCUCGAUACAACUCUAACAAUCUCGCUCUGUCCGGAACUCACUCCCAUGCUGGACCUGGCGCCUGGCUUAACUAUCUGCUACCUCAGAUUCCCAGUGCUGGAUUUGACAAAGCCAGUUACCAAGCCAUCGUCGAUGGUAUUCUCCUCUCUAUCAAGCGAGCUCACGAGGCCAGAACUCCGGCCCGUUUGAGCUUCGAUGUCAAAGACCUUGUCGAUGGAAACAUUAACCGAAGCCCAUUCUCCUACUUGGCGAACCCUGAGGAAGAGAGAAAGCGGUAUCAGUAUGACACCGAUAAGUCACUCAGCCUUAUUAGAUUUGACCGUGCAUCGGAUGACAAGACCAUUGGUAUUUUGACCUUCUACUCCGUUCAUGGAACUUCUCUCUACGGAAACAACACACUUGUUGCAGGUGACAACAAGGGCGUCGCAGCCUACCUUUUCGAAAGAGCUGCCAAGGGUGAUGACCGAUUUGCCGACGGCUUCGUUGCCGGAUUCUCCCAGUCUUCCGUUGGAGACACGUCUCCUAACACCUUGGGCCCCUUCUGCGAGGAUACUGGCCUAGACUGCAAAUUUGAAGACAGUACUUGCGGAGGCAGCACCGCCAAAUGCCAUGGACGCGGCCCCUUCUUCCGCGAGCUCGACCAAGGAACUAAGAGUUGCUUUGAAAUAGGUCGUCGUCAAUACAACACUGCCAAGGGAAUUUACGACAGCAUGGAUACUUCUGCAAAGAGAAUUAGAGAUAAUUCUGCCGUCAAGGCUUUCCAUGUCUACCAAGACUUUGAUGGAUACACAUUCCAAUCUCCAUUUAACCCUCGAAAGACUUUGACCACUUGCUCAGCGGCUUUGGGCUACUCUUUCGCCGGAGGUACUACCGACGGGCCCGGAAGAUUCGACUUCACUCAAAACGGCACUGAUUCCCCCAGCACAAGGAACCCCAUCUGGAAAAUUGCCAGAGAUUUCAUUCAUCCUCCAUCCAAGGAACAAAUUGCCUGCCAGAAACCCAAGAAAAUCCUCCUUGAUAUCGGUGAUCUGACGUUCCCCUAUGCCUGGGCUGCCAACAUUAUUGAUAUCCAGGUCCUGCGUGCUGGCCCCUUGUUCAUUAUCGUUGCCACUCCUGAAGUCUCUACCAUGUCUGGACGCCGCUGGAAACAGGCACUUGCAAACCAAGCCAAGGAUAUUUUGGGCGUCAGCAACCCUCUCGUCGUAUUGGGUGCGCCGUCAAACACUUAUGCCCACUAUGUCACAACAGAGGAAGAAUACGGUGUCCAACGUUACGAGGGUGGCUCUACACUCCACGGUCCGAAUACCCUUGCUGCUCAUGUCAACCUCACCCUUACCUACCUCCCCUUCCUUUCCGCAAGCUCCAAUAAUCACCCCGCCCCUGGCCCGUACCCACCAAUCAACACCGACAAAUCCCUCAGCUUCAUCACUGGUGUGGUUCAUGACAACCCCCCGAUCGGCAAGAAGUUCGGCGAUGUUCUUAGCAGCCCUGAGAUGGGUAAGACCUUCCGUCCUGGCGACACCGUCAAGACUACUUUCGUCGGCGCCAACCCUCGCAACAACUUCAGACUGGAGAAGACCUUUACUGCCGUUGAACGCCAGGUCCCUAACACUAAUAAAUGGGAAGUUGUCCGUGAUGAUGCCGACUGGAACCUGGUAUACCGCUGGCUGCGCAAGCGUCCAAUCAUUGGAACCAGCGAGGUCACUGUUGAAUGGAAUAUUGAAGACGAUUACUACUCCACCGGCAACAACAAGAAGCUGGAGAGCGGGACUUAUCGCCUCCGUUAUUACGGUGAUUCGAAGGCUCCAGUCACUGGGACGAUCACUGCUUUCGAAGGCAUUGGACCCGCCUUCAAGGUUGAGGUAUAA
Nannizzia gypsea CBS 118893 is the source of this 2286-nucleotide messenger RNA. Its product is annotated as neutral ceramidase. The coding region runs from base 1 to 2286 and encodes 761 amino acids. Gene Ontology annotation, molecular function: N-acylsphingosine amidohydrolase activity. The transcript is spliced from 3 exons. Gene Ontology annotation, cellular component: extracellular region. The record is from RefSeq and is a predicted model, not a curated record. Gene Ontology annotation, biological process: long-chain fatty acid biosynthetic process; sphingosine biosynthetic process; ceramide catabolic process. NCBI's taxonomy places the organism in Eukaryota, Fungi, Ascomycota, Eurotiomycetes, Onygenales, Arthrodermataceae.